Messenger RNA from Exophiala viscosa, 4361 nucleotides. RefSeq names its product glycylpeptide N-tetradecanoyltransferase. The record is from RefSeq and is a predicted model, not a curated record. Bases 178 to 4104 code for a protein of 1308 amino acids. Gene Ontology annotation, biological process: vacuolar acidification. The transcript has 2 exons. Gene Ontology annotation, cellular component: RAVE complex. NCBI's taxonomy places the organism in Eukaryota, Fungi, Ascomycota, Eurotiomycetes, Chaetothyriales, Herpotrichiellaceae. Gene Ontology annotation, molecular function: protein binding.
GUGACUUCAACACCACAUCGACGUGCUCCUGCCAACGCUCAAAAUCUGUGUGUUACGACUACGUCGACAACACUCACAUCACAACUCUAAAUCGAGAACUGUGAAGCAUCAGCACCUUCACCGGGAGGAGCUCUUUCGAGGCACAACGAUGCACGGCUGACCCACGACAUCCCUCUUAUGCGAGCCAUCCUACCUGGCCGACCCCAAUCGAAGCGCCAGGCUCUGAGUACUGCGCAUUGGGAUGGCCUCCGCCUCGUUGCGUAUAUAUCCGGCAACGCGGCCGUCCUUCUCAGCGGCCCGCAAACUAUCAUCCAAACAAUCUACGUGGACACGGUCGAUACCCUCACAGCGAUAACAAUCGAAGAGACGACCGGCCGAAUAGCACUUUGCGAUGCUGACCAUGUCUAUAUCUACAGACCGGUGGGCAGGGAAGAAGGCGUCCUCAGAUGGUCGCAAAUUCACGAGCUGGAAAGUACACACGGACUCGAGGUGACUUCGCUGUCUUGGGGCUCGUUGGGGGAGCUGUUACUCGGCGGCUCGAAACUGGUGCUCUGGCAUGUUCCAGAGCAUAGCACGCCGUCAAUAACCUGGGAAGAAGACUUGGCCUACCCGACAGCAUUUGCAUAUCUCUCCCCAGAUAGCAGCUACAUCGCUUCCGUGGGACGCCAUGACAGGCUCGCCAAGAUCUGGCGAAGACUCUCCUUCGAGGCCGGGACCACCAGCUUCGAUGUCUCAUAUUUGCCGCAUCCCGCCGUGGUCACGAACGUGCAUUGGCGAAAGCCAUGGCACCUCGAACAAAACCUCGAUAGCCUACUUUACACCUUUUGCGCAGACAACCAAGUCCGAGCUUAUACUACCUUUGAUCCCCAUGCAUUAUCGGUCAUGCAGCUGGCUGGAACGAUCGACAUGAAUGCUUCGAUCCAGCCCCGAAGGCUCAGUGUCAACUCCAUGAGCACGAGACGGUUUGCCUUUGUCAUCGACAGCCGCGACUUCGCCAUUGUUACAGAGCAAGCUGUCCGCGCAUCGAACCCUACAGGUCGUGAUCACGCACUCGAACACCUGAUCGAGAUAGCAAAUCGAAGUCCGGAGCUAUGCAUCGUUCUUGAUGGGUUGGGUCAUAUGUCAGUAUGGGGCCUGGAAAAUGCUGGCUACAAAAACAAAAUUCCUUCUGUCUUCCACAUCUGUCACGUAGAUGGAAUGGCUAUCCACGUCCCUCAGCUGAGCGACCCGCUGGACGACUACAUACAGUUUUGCAUAUUCGGUGGUGGGACCACUCCCUCAUCUUUGUCAAUACUCCUACACUCGUUUGCCGGUGACAUUGACUGGUAUGACAGCCAGAUUACGCACCUGUUUGAUACAGCUAUGAGGCAGGACCGGACACGUUUAAUUUCAUCUCUGGCCGGCCAUGGUGCUCCUGUUCAGCGCAUUGUCCGCAAUGUCAUUGGUACUAUUGUUCUAUCCGCAACUGAUGAGGGUCAUGCCAGUCUAUGGCAACAUGGGGGCGAUGGUACUACCGCUCCUCUGCUACGGCGCAGCUCUUUUGCCGUGGGUGCUGACGUCAAGGAUGCAAUCGUCUUGUCGCGGGGCCGAUACGCUGCCAUUUUGACCUCUUCUACCCUUGAGCUAUGGGACGUACGGGAAGCCAAAGCAAACAGGCUAGGUAUGCUCAAGCUGGAUGAUCAGCGUAAGCCGGAACGCAUCACUCAGAGUCGUGUUGCAAGCGAUCGCGCAUUAACAAGCCGUGUAAUUGUUGGGACUUAUCCGGAUGGUUCGAUCGAUGCCUGGGAGUUCCUCUUGCCUGCAAAAGAUGGCCCGUCGAAAAUGGGCAACGGCUAUCAUGAGAUCAUACGCUCUCUGGGCAAUGUGAAAUUACAUGUCCAGUAUCGCUACAACGCCAAAUUGUCGAUAUGUGACAACAUGAGCACGAAUGACCGCCCGAGUGAUUCACGCGAGAUCAAUGCAUUAGGGUUCGCUGCGGCAUUAGUCAAAGACGGCUUUGUCGAAAUGGUCAAGUCUCAGGAAGAACCGGACUCAAACAAACCACAUCUGUUUUCUGGCGCUCUGUUUGAGACCAACGUCCGGAAGCCCAGAGUCAUCAGUGCCAGUGGAUACGGCAAAGUUGUCGUGGUCAACGAGGACAGCACCAGCCUCAGUAUCUGGGAUGCGCAAACAGGGGCUUACGAGUUCGAACAUGAAAUGGACGGAACCGACACGAUCAGAACUUUUGCUUGGGCUGUUUCGCCGUCAGGGCAAGCUUUGAUGGCUUUGUGCUUUGACUACCACAUCGUCGUCCUGGCUCAGUCAAGGUAUUCAUACUCGAAGUGCGAUAAUGCAUGGAUUGAUAUACGCCAUAUCCGCAUACGAGAUUUCACGACCCACUCGAUCGGCGACUUGUGCUGGCUCAGAAGUGGUGAUCUCGUUGUGGGCUCAGGGACUCAGUUCUUUAUCUUCGAGGGAUAUGCCAAAAGCCAUCACAACCAGGAUUCGCAAGCUAUUAAAGACCUUCAUAGGCUCACCUCAAGCGACUCCACCUUUGCUGUGAUAUCGGUACUCAAUUCCUUGCUCCCGGUAUUCCAUCCUACCGUUUUGUCAUUGAUUACAUCUCUGGGAGGACUCGAACACGUCAAGCCUAUCAUAUUGCGGCUGCACCGUGACUUGAAAUUCUUCAGCGAAGGCGACCAACUGCCGAGCUUCUUGAGCCUCCGUCUGGAGAAUGUCAUGGAGGACACGUCGAUGGACUUGAUGAAUGGCAACUCUUACCACGGCAGAAAUGGUGCGAAUGGCGAUGUUGAUCAACAAAACGUUUCUGACAUUGUCGAAAACCUGGUUGAGAAUCUGAAAAAGCACGAACUAUGGCAGCUCAACCCAGAGGAGCAGAGUGGCUUGAUCAGACAGAUCCAGGUGUACUCAGACCUGGAGAAACAACAGCGAUCAGUUGAUCCCAAUGGCCAACGCUACUUGCAUGCGUUGUAUGCCUCUGGUGAUGACGGAGUAGCGUGGAGCGCUAUUGUUUUUGCAUCGUUGAGCUCAUCUCAGGAAGUCUUGGUGGAUCUCGUCACGAGGUUCCACGGAGGCAAACUUACGUGGGAGGCGGCGCGGAAAUCAGGACUUUUCUGCUGGCUAUCUGAUGCAGAAGCCCUGCGCUUGCAGAUGGAAAACGUGGCCCGCGCAGAAUUCACCAAGCACGAAGAUCGUAACCCGAUAGACAGCUCAUUGUACUACUUCGCCUUGAGAAAGAAGAAUGUCCUCCAAGGGCUAUGGCGGAUGGCAAUAGGAGUGCGCGAGAAGGAAAACACUAUCAAACUUCUGGCCAACAAUUUCAACAACCCAAGGUGGAAGGCGUCAGCACUCAAAAACGCGUAUGCUCUUCUCAGCAGGCGUCGAUUUCAUUAUGCCGCUGCGUUCUUCCUGUUAGGGGACAGCCUCUGGGAUGCCGUCAACGUGUGUAUUCAUCAGCUCAAAGAUCUCCGUCUUGCCAUUGCGAUCGCACGUGUAUAUGAAGCCGAUCAUGAACCAUCCACCAUCACCCGACUCGUCGAACAGGUCGUCCUGCCACAAGCGGUGGAGAGUGAACAAGGCAGGUGGAUAGCGACAUGGGCAUAUUCGAUUUUGGGACAAUCUCACAAAGCUGUUCAAGUCCUUGUUCAGCCUGUCCAUGUCGUCGUCGGCAGUUCCCUCGACAAGGUUGAUGGAAGGGUGGUCGGCUCACUCCACUACGUGGCUAAUGAUCCUCUCCUGGUCGUGCUCUACCUUCAAGUACGCAACCAAGCCAUCAAGCAGAACACGUGGCACGAUAUCAUUAGUGCCAAGGACGAAUGGUCGUUCAUCAUGCGGUGUGUGCGCCAAUAUUUGCGCAUGGGAUGCGAUGUUCUUGCCCUAGCCUUGGUGCGAGACUGGGAGUUUGUGCCGGAGAAGAAAGAACCGACACGAGCCGUCCGAGAACCUGUUUCACCAAAAUUGGCUCGGCGGACAACCUUCUUCGACCUCGAAAAGCAAGAAGAAGACGAGAGGAAACCAAAAGUCGAAGCGGAGAAGAAGAAGCCUCCGCCUACACAGUUCGUGGAGCCAAGCGCGGACAGUCUGUUGGACAGCUUUGGAUUCUAGAUACUGGCUGUUGGACACAGUAAGCCAUCCGCCUGUGGUAGUUAUUAGUAGUGUAUUAUUGAUCGGAGUGAUGCUUCAUCUUGCUGCAUAUAGCUUCGCAAGUAUCAAUGCUUGCACUGAUGGCUGAUAGGCUUGACGGGGCGUCCCGCUCAUGAAGUUAUAGGCGGGGGCGGCACUAAUCCAGUUAUACAUAGUAUGUCAUUACCCCGGAUUGACGCGUCUACUUAGUGCUUCUUUCUCCAAUUCGCGCUUUCCAC